Messenger RNA from Camelina sativa (false flax), 1550 nucleotides. The record is from RefSeq and is a predicted model, not a curated record. Lineage: Eukaryota; Viridiplantae; Streptophyta; Magnoliopsida; Brassicales; Brassicaceae.
AUGGGUGAUUUUGGAAGUUAUCCAGGAAACAAAAGAGUUGAAGUUGAUCACAUAAGUCGUUUGUCUCUCAAUAAUGGUUUCCUCAAACUGGAGGAGAAACUAUCACCUAAUGUUAAUGUUAUGAAAGUCCAAAACUCCCUUAAACAUGAGAUUACAGACCUUGAGAAAAUAUUACAGAGACAGUUUGAUGUUCGUAACGAUUUAGAAAUGGCAUUGGGUUAUAGAGAAACUUCUCAAGACGACAAUAUCUUCACUCCCAAGCCUACUUCAGAAUUGAUCAAGGAAAUUGCGACACUCGAGUUAGAAGUUUCGAAUUUAGAACAGUACCUUUUAUGGCUAUAUCGAAAAGCUUUUGGUCAACAAGCAUCAUAUAUAGCAAACGGAUCAAGUAUUGGAAUUUGGAUGGCAGAUCACAUACCUAUAAUGACUCCAAACAAGUUAUCAGAAGAGAUGAUAAAGUAUGUGUCGACUAUGUACUGCAAAUAUGCAGACACUCGGUUUCUUUCUUCGACAAGCAAGUUGUGGAGCUUCAGGAAAAGCUCUGCUUUCGAUGACCAAUUCGAAUCAUGUGGACCGUAUAACUCGAUGAUCGAAGUGUCACAUAUUAAAAGGAAAGGACAUGACUUUGAGCUGAUGCUUCGACAAUUCAGACUCCUUACUAAACAAUUGGAAGAUGUUGAUCUGAGAAAGUUGACGCAUCAAGAGAAACUUGCGUUCUGGAUUAAUGUUCAUAACUCACUUGUGAUGCACACAUUUUUAGUUAAUGGGAUUCCAAGGAACAACGGGAAGAGAUUCUUGCUAUUCUCUAAGCCAGCUUACAACAUAGGAGGUCGUGUGAUGAGCAUAGAUUUAUUGCAAAACUCUAUUCUUCUCAGCCGAAUGCCUUGUCCCCAACAGUGGUUGCGGUUGUUACUCACCUCAAAAAAACGCACAACCAGAGAUGACUACCAAGAAUACUCCCUUGAGCAUCCAGAGCCUCUGUUAUACUUUGCUCUCUGUUCCGGAAAUCACUCUGAUCCCGCGGUUCGAGUAUAUACGGCUGAGAGUAUAUACCUAGAGCUGGAAACCGCAAAAGAAGAGUACAUCCGCGCAAACAUUGGGUUCAGAAAUGACCAGAAACUAAUCUUACCAAAGAUCAUAGAGUCUUUCAGCAAAGACUUGGGUCUGAAUCAAGCGGCAUUGAUGGAGACGAUCCAAGAAUGUCUCCCGGAACCCAUGAGGUAUACAAUUAAGAAACUCAACAUGGGAAGAUCUCGAAAGAGUAUCAUAGAAUCGAUCCCACACAAUUUCGGGUACCGGUAUCUGAUAGCAAGAGAACUCAUCAAAUGAAGAAGUUUCUAAGUUAGUUUUGUUGCUUACUUUCCAUCUUAAUAUCCAUCAGUCUUCUUAUUUGAUGAAGAGUCAAAACACUUGAUUCUUGAUUUUGUUCUGUUUCUUAGCUUUCCACCAUAAUAGAAACAAACAAAUCCAACAAGGAAGCUCUUCCCGUUUGCUUUUUACUCAAGCUGAGCCUCAAUCACUGCCAUCGAUCCAUCGUAUCUUAACGGUCC